Molecule: messenger RNA, 519 nt
Organism: Penicillium mononematosum
Lineage: Eukaryota; Fungi; Ascomycota; Eurotiomycetes; Eurotiales; Aspergillaceae
Exons: 1
Coding region: 1-519 (172 amino acids)
Source: RefSeq, a predicted model, not a curated record
AUGGAGGAUAUACUUUCCCUCGUCGAUGAGCACCCAACAUCAAUGCAGACAAUCGAGUCUAUAGGUAACAUGGGCGGGGUUAUCUCACACAACGAGGCAGUUGAUGUACCAAUUGACAGUCAUGGCAACCUGGAGGAAGACUGCACCGAAAGCCAAGGCGUGGUGAACGAGCACGAGCACGAGCACGAGCACGAGCACGAGCACUCGCGGCAGGUUCGGCCUGCUUUUGAUACUGGUCUUGAGGCGAAGGAUACCGAAGUCAUCAGCAAUAUGUGCUGUGCAGAGUCUUCUGUGGUCUCUUCUAGCGAGUCUGUCGGAGACACUGCCAAAGGAGAUCGUCCCAACCCGCCAACAUCAACACCAGUACCAACAACCACAACCACAACCACAACCACCAACAACCCAACCUACCACAACCUAACCCCACCACCACCCAUACCACUAGACCGCCCCAACCCAAUCCCGCAUCAACAAAAAAUUCCAAACAGCAAUAAAAGAAACCCCCCACAAACCGCCUAA